Messenger RNA from Xiphophorus hellerii (green swordtail), 1185 nucleotides. Its product is annotated as small integral membrane protein 29-like. Bases 538 to 900 code for a protein of 120 amino acids. Lineage: Eukaryota; Metazoa; Chordata; Actinopteri; Cyprinodontiformes; Poeciliidae. The transcript has 5 exons. The record is from RefSeq and is a predicted model, not a curated record.
GACAGCCAUUCUUAUUCCAGGUGAAUUCCCGACUGAAACCAUGCUGAGCGAGUCCAACCUGUACUGCUGCUCCCUGCUGAGCGUCCUCAGCCCUCCCACCGCUCCACCCCCUCAGGCCAACUCGUCCUCAACAACCCUCCCUCUGCUGGAGAAAACUAAACACCACACCACCCCACUUCCACUAAACACGCCACUUAAAAACAACUCAAACAAACUUCAGAAUCCUACAGUUUAAAAUACAUUUACCCAGCACUAACGGUCUGGAUUUAAUGCCAAAAGGAGGUUUCAUGCCUUAAAAUGUGCUACUUUUAGCACCAAGCAGCGACUGACCCACUCCUCAUUCAGGAAUGUUGGAGAGCAGGUUGAAGAAUGAGCGCUCUGGUUCUGUAGGAGAGCGACACUAAAGGAGAGGAUAAGGAGGAAGAUGGGUGACUGCGUCUGCAGCUAGCGCACACACACACGGACUGGUUAUGAACUCUGGGAUUUGGAUGUCUUGACAACCUUUUAUUUUGGGGAAUUGCAGCAGAUUUCAUCUGAAUGCGUCAACAGAGACCUUCCUUAAUAAGCAACAGAAAAAGAACCAAACAGGAAAGAAGAGAAAUGAAUGUGAACCACACGACCUCCUUUAGCUCAACUCCAAAUAUAAAACCUGAAUUCCCUGGGUACUACGCCCUCUUGCCUCUUGUUGUACUCGCACUGAGUAGCUGCAUAGUGGCAGUGGUUUUCUAUAUGAAAAGGAGAAGAAGACUAGAUGAGCUGCGCCACCAUCUGAUUCCGGUUUACACCUACGACCCCGGAGAGGAAGAGGAAGACUGGAGAGAUUAUGACAAAGACGAUGAGGAGGAAGGGCUGGCUGAACCUUUGUACAAGGAUUCACAGCUCUCCUUUGAUAGAACAUGAGCAGGAAGGAAAGAAGGAGGAUUUCAACUAGGAAAUAAUCUUAUUUUACUAAUUGUAGUGGACAGGCUUGACUGACAACCAUGCAAUAAACCAUUAAAACCUGCUGCUGCAUUGAUCAAUGUGCUGUAUUGGCCACCAGAUGGCGCCACAGUCUUGAUUUUUGCCUCAGAAAUGUUUUUAUUUUGUUCUUUUUUUCUUACGGGACUGUACAGAGUUUUGUUGUUUUUAGUCAAAGUAGUGACCAUGAUGUAGUUUUACAUGAAUAAACUGAGAAGUGCAAAAGUG